AUGGACAGCUUACCUGGACAUCUCCUAGACAAGGUUCUCUUCAAGACAGAUCUAAGAGCUCUAGCUAUGUUGUGUUGUACAAAUACAUCACUCCAGUCGCAUAUACAAAACCCUUCUUUUGUAUCUGAAUACUAUUCUCAGAUCAAAUCCAGUUUGCUUCACACCUCCACGCGUGGCUCAGUUAACAUAGGCUACUACAAUCCUCACGAUGAUUCUAGGUCACUGAAAAUCAAAAGAAUCUCAAGGGAAUGUCGCCUUUUGGGAUAUUGCUCAGGCCUUCUUCUUCUUUAUUUCAUUGAUGAUCGUCUAUGCGUGACAAAUCCUGUUAGGAAGAAGUUUCGAUUCUUGACUUUGUCUAAUCACAUGCGUUACGAUGCGAGAAUGGUACUAGGGCUCGCGGUUGAUCAGACUGAUCGAACCACAAAGAGUUUCAAAGUCGUAUGCAUAUUCAAGAUGGCAAAAACAGAUGAAACUAGGUAUGGUUUCGAUAUUAACGCCGGAGACUCAUGGACACUUUCUAAAACGACACUUGCUUGCCACAAAAGCAAUCUUGAUUACAGUAUGAAGAACCCUAUUUACGUGGACGGGUCUCUUCACUGGCUAAGAAACGACGGAAGCAUCAUAGCUUUCAACCCCGAAACAGAGCAAGCUCGACUGAUCCAAAUUGAAUUGCCCCAUGGAUUGAGUUCGAGAACAGUCUUUGCUUCCAUCGAUAAUAGCUUGACUUUGGUAUCAGCCAAUGAAGAAGUUAUUUGCGUUUAUUCUCUCAAAAAUAUUCUCAGUGAUCCCAAGUGGGUCCUCAUGAAGCAGAUUCACAACGGAGUGAUUAAGAAAAUUGGAGUUGAAUGGUACAUAGAAGCUUACAACAGCAAGUGUAUAGUGUUGAGGGGUGAUCAGAAGAACACAGUACAAUUUUCUUGUGCCAGAUUAGUUUAUAUGUACGACUUGAUCGAUAACAAGUGGGUAGCGAUGGGUUCGGUUCCAACGUGGAGCUAUGCAAGUCUAGAUUUUAUUCUGUUCACACCAUCACCGUCUUCUGUAGUAGGACUUGAUGAGAUAUUGGCUUGUGGUGAUAGAAACAUCUCCUCUCUUAGACUGAUUAUGGGACUUGUUGAUGGAAGCUCAUCAGAGAAGGUGGAGAAUAAACUUGGGAGAAUGUCGGUUGAAGAAUAA
Messenger RNA from Eruca vesicaria subsp. sativa (arugula), 1173 nucleotides. The record is from the annotation of a GenBank genome assembly. Lineage: Eukaryota; Viridiplantae; Streptophyta; Magnoliopsida; Brassicales; Brassicaceae.